Molecule: messenger RNA, 1758 nt
Organism: Acanthamoeba castellanii str. Neff
Lineage: Eukaryota; Discosea; Longamoebia; Acanthamoebidae
Product: Peroxin 10 (Pex10), putative
Exons: 11
Coding region: 1-1758 (585 amino acids)
Biological process (GO): protein import into peroxisome matrix
Cellular component (GO): peroxisomal membrane
Molecular function (GO): zinc ion binding
Source: RefSeq, a predicted model, not a curated record
AUGGAGGCAUCUGGUGCAGAGGCGGGUGGGCAGACAGUGCACCGACCGCUCGCUGGCGAGGGAGGGUUGCAGAUGCGUGGUGAUGAAGGUGGGGGAGGGUUGCAGUUCCCAGGGGCAGCUCAGCCUGACAUACUUCGUUCAUCAAUGAAAGAUGAUUUUUAUCGCAAAAUGCUCUACUCUUCCACCCUCGACCUCGUUCUGCGGUCCCUCGGACCGCAGUGGGCGCAGGCGCACAAGUCUCACGUGAAGCUGCUCAGCGACCUGUGCUACUACGCACUCACCACCCUGCGAGGAAUGCAGACGCUGGGCGAGGAGUACUGCGAUUUGGUGCAGGUGACGUCGGCGAGCGGUACGCCGCCGGAGGUGUUGCGGCGGGUGGUGCUCAUGUGCGCCGCCAUCCUGGUGCCCUUCCUCUACCGCACCCUCACCGCCAAGCUGCUCGUCAUGUCCCGUCCCCGGCUCCUCCACCACCAGCCCCUCAUGUUCCAACACCGACAGCGCCUCGGCAGCCCUGACGAAGGCACGUCUGUGUGCCAGCUGGUGUUUUCGCCGAUCGCGUCGGUGGUGCGGUGGUUUAGGGCGGCCAAGGCCAAGUUCGACGCCUAUCGAUUCGAGGAGCCCACGGCCCAGUUCCUGCAGACCAACAUCCCGCGGGUCAAGCAGUCCGUCAAGAUCUACAAACGCCUCCACCUCGGCCUCUUCUACCUCUUUGGCGUCUACUACCACAUCUCCAAGCGAGCCGCCGGCAUCGAAUACGUGUUCAAUCGCAAGGUGACGGAGCCGCGGCUGCAGUACCACGUGCUCGGGUUGAUGAUCUUCGCCCAGCUGGGCAUUCAGGGCCUCAUGUGGGCCAGCGAGCAGGCCCGGGCGCACGCGAGUAGGUCGCUCGGCAGCGGCGGCGACGGUGAUGAGGAGGCCGAGGCAGGCCUCGAGGGGGACGAGGAGGCGCAGCGGCUGACGGCGGAGGCCGAGGCGGUGCGGACCCGGCAGGCCGAGGGCGACUACGAGGAGGCGCCCAUCUGCGGCCUGUGCCUCGAGCCGCGCAAGUUCACCACCGCCUCUCCGUGCGGACACCUCUUCUGCUGGUACUGCAUCCACGAGGCCUGCAAAGCCAAGAUGAAGCUGGUGGCUGUAAUGCUGCUGGUGUUGGCGGUGGCCAUGGUGCAGGGAGAGGCGGUCACGCGGCCCACCAUCCCUGACGCCUGGAAUGCCACCAUCAAGGGCAACCUCAUCAACUUUUUCCCAUUCACAGCUGCCAUCACCCAAGAUAGAGUCUCUGCACGCACCAGGCUCGACUUUGCGCUGCCUCAUGGCUCCUAUGAAGGCUCCAUGCUGUUCGACUUGGCUGCGGGCAUGGGCUAUUUCUUCGACAGCGAGGCUGCCGUGGCCAACGUCCGCCAGCCCCUGUGCCAGCCCAUCGCCCUCACCCCCAAGAUCACCCAGCUCCUCUCCUGGGACUACUACCAGCUCGCCAACAUGUGCGGUGCUUCGUGCUGGGAAUAUGUUUCAGGGCAGGAAAAUGAGAAGUAUCAGUGGAUCUUCAAGGGCCAGCCCUCGACCCUCUUUUCCUUUGAAAUCAACCCCCUCCACAAGGGGAAAUCCAACAUGAUCGCCGUGCUGCGCGACCUCAAGGUCGGGCCGCAGGCUGCCGACGUGUUUGCGGUGCCGUCCUUCUGCCCGCAGCACCCGUUCGCGCCGGCGGCCGACGACCUGGCCCUGCUCGACCUCAUCACCGCCCUCGCCGCCAAGUCCGCGUAG